Messenger RNA from Danio rerio (zebrafish), 1573 nucleotides. RefSeq names its product serine/threonine kinase 17b (apoptosis-inducing) (gene stk17b). Gene Ontology annotation, molecular function: kinase activity; transferase activity; protein kinase activity. The record is from RefSeq and is marked provisional. NCBI's taxonomy places the organism in Eukaryota, Metazoa, Chordata, Actinopteri, Cypriniformes, Danionidae.
GGACACUGGUGGCGAUGGCCCGGAGGAGGCUGGACAGUCGCAGUGGGUCCUCGGCUCUGCUGUCAGAGAUUCACUCUCACAUCCACACGGAUCCUCUGGACACCCUGUUUGACAUAGGCAAAGAACUGGGCAGGGGGAAGUUUGCAGUGGUUAAGCGUUGUGUGGAAAAGACCACGGGUAAAGUCUUUGCUGCAAAGUUCAUCAAGAAGCGGCGACGAGGUCGUGACUGCAGAGCAGAUGUCAUUCACGAGAUUGCUGUUUUAGAGGCAGCCAAGAACAACCCUCGGGUGGUGAACUUGAACGCUGUAUAUGAGACUGAUUAUGACCUAGUUCUGAUGCUGGAAUUCGCGGCGGGUGGUGAGAUAUUUAACCACUGUGUGUCAGAUGAGCUGCUGCCUGAAGGUCAGAUCACUCGUCUCAUCAGACAGAUGCUUGAGGGCAUUCACCUACUGCACCAGAGCAGCGUGGUCCACCUGGACCUAAAGCCCCAGAAUAUUCUCUUGACAAGUCUGAGCCCUUUGGGGGAUAUAAAGAUAGUGGAUUUUGGAUUGGCCCGCAGGUUGGGUUCUGCUGGGGAGCUCCGAGAGAUUCUGGGAACCCCUGAGUAUGUAGCUCCUGAAAUUCUGAACUAUGAACCAAUCACCACAGCAACAGACCUCUGGAGUGUGGGUGUGAUCACUUAUAUGCUGGUGACAGGAGAGUCUCCCUUCGCUGGCGAUGACAAACAAGAGACCUUCCUAAAUGUUUCCCAGGUGAACGUGGAAUAUAGCAGAGAGACCUUCUCAAGGGUCUCUGAACUGGCUGUCGACUUCAUCCGGAAACUGCUGGUCAAAGCGCCAGAAGACCGUCCCAGUGCAGCCGAUUGCAUGACCCAUCCCUGGCUGUGGCUUCAGUAUCCAGGUUCUGAUCCGGUCCCCAUGACCCCACGCACUCCUCGGGAAAGGAGUUUUGGUGGGAAGUGGUCUGCUCCACCUGAGGACCCUGAAGACAAGGAGAACAUUCUGGACUCGCCGCACGCCAAGAGGUUUCGUUUCGACGAGGACAUGUCAGCCACGGGCGACGGUGACAACUUAUGCUGAUCCUAAAGGGAAAGCCCCUUGCACUAUAGAGCAUUAUGUCACAUUUGUGGCCUCUUUUUUGCUGGCUCAAGUAUUGGCCCACACAGCACCAGCAAACAUGCUUCUGUCCUAAAGCUGUUUUCACUAUCCUUUGGUUGACCAAAGAUGAUCAUUUCAAAAAAGGGCAAAAUCUGGUGUAAUAUUAUAGUAGUGAGAAUCUAAAUAUGUAUGUUGCUGUCCUGUUUCAAGAUGAGCUUUUUCAUGUCAUGUUUGCAUUUUAAAUUAUUAAUUUGAACAUAUUGUCUAUUUUAAUUGAUAUUCAGUAUCGAUUUUAUUUCCUGCAGCCCUUAGAUUCGAUUACUGCACUUAAACAAGUCGGAGUGCUCAAGUGUGCCAGGGGUUUUAAAGGGUCACUUCACCACAGAAUUACAAUUCUGGCUUAUUUUACUUGCCUUGUUGUUUUUGGUCAAAUCAGACAGACACCAUUGCUCAAAUCUCUUCUACACCCAAAACUU